AUGCACUACAAGACCCUUUCCUUGCUCCUUCUGACUGCCACUGCCCUGGCUGCACCAGAGGCCAGGCCCGAGGCGGCCCCUGAGGCUGUUCCUGAAGGCGCUCCCGAAGCUUCUCCGGAAAAUCUUGACAAGAGACAGUCCGACUACUACUCGAGCCUCAUGAACGAGCUUGACAGCAUGACUGACAUCAACUGGGAGCAAUACUUGACCAACACCGACUGGGUCGGCAUGGCCACCAGCAACAACGACGAUUUUGGCGGUUUCGCAACCAAUACCGCCGUUCGCAACGCUCCGACAAACACUCAAAUGGGUGGCAUCCCGACUGACUUCGGAAAUAUCGGCUCCUUCUCCAUGCCACCCGUGCCCACCCUCAGCUAUGCCGGCAUGCCUCCUCCGUCCAUUGCUUCUGUGCUCAUCACUGCUGUUCCUUCCUCAUACAUGGCUGAGCUGGCCAACCCCAGUGCUCGCUCAUCCCUCAUCCAUGAAAUCCAACAGGGUCACUACCCUGACUGGUACAGCAAGCUGCCUAACAGCGUCAAGCAGUGGAUCUCGACCAACUAUGCUUCCAUGACUGCUGCCGCAGCAACGGCCACCGGGAACUCGGGCUCCUCUGGCUCUGGGUCUGGAUCCAACGGAUCUGGUUCUCAGGGCUCUGCGUCGAGCUCCAGCUCGCAUGGCGCUGCUCCUGCUGCCACUGGUGCCAUUGCGGCUAGCCUUGCGGGUGCUGCUGGAAUUCUUGGUCUUGCCCUGGCUCUUCGCGCUCAUUAUCUCCUGAAAAUGGCGCUUUUAUUUCUGAAACAAAAACUUUUCCCGACCAAAGGACAACAACCCCGGUCAGAUAGCUAUGGCAAACCUCUCUUAUCAGCAAGCGAUUCCGACACUAUAGGCAGCGAUGCGGACCAAGAUCUCGAAGCUCAAAGAUCCUAUAGUACCUUCAACACAAAUCAACCGGACUCCGAGUCCGUUUCAUCGAAUUCCUCUAAUUCCCGAUCACGCAUCAACCCACGCAUCAUCUCGGAUGCCAUCCUGGGUCUAUCCGAUGGCCUCACUGUCCCCUUUGCGCUGAGCGCUGGUCUCUCUGCGCUGGGAAAUACCAAAGUCGUCGUGCUGGGUGGACUUGCCGAGCUGGCAGCUGGUGCCAUCUCCAUGGGCCUGGGUGGAUACGUCGGGGCUAAGAGUGAAGCAGAGUCGUAUCAAGCGACCGUCCGUGAAACAAAACAGUUGAUCGAGACCUCCCCUGGUGAAACCAGCACCAUCGUCCACGAUGCAUUCUCCGCUUAUGGUCUACCGGAAGACGCCAUCUCGCAGAUCAACGCAUCGCUGCAUGCAUCGCACGAUCGUCUCCUUGACUUCCUCGUCUCGUUCCACCACAAGGAGACCCAGCCUGAUUGCAACCAGGCGUGGAUCUCCGCCAUCACUCUCGCCCUGGGGUAUUUCGUUGGAGGGUUCAUCCCGCUCAUACCUUACUUCCUGGUCGACCAGGUCAUCGUGGCGCUGUACUGGAGUAUUGGCGUUAUGGCUGUUACGCUGCUUGCGUUUGGGUACAUCAAAACCUGUGUCGUUCGGGGUUGGCGCGGUAGGGACAACAUCGUUGCGGGUAUCAAGGGUGGUGUGCAGAUGUGCUUUGUUGGAGGCGUAGCGGCUGGAGCUGCUAUUGCGCUUGUGCGGGUUAUCGACCAGGGCUCUGCUUGA
Aspergillus thermomutatus is the source of this 1692-nucleotide messenger RNA. RefSeq names its product VIT1/CCC1 transporter family protein. Gene Ontology annotation, cellular component: fungal-type vacuole membrane. Gene Ontology annotation, molecular function: iron ion transmembrane transporter activity; manganese ion transmembrane transporter activity. Bases 1 to 1692 code for a protein of 563 amino acids. The record is from RefSeq and is a predicted model, not a curated record. Gene Ontology annotation, biological process: intracellular manganese ion homeostasis. Lineage: Eukaryota; Fungi; Ascomycota; Eurotiomycetes; Eurotiales; Aspergillaceae. The transcript is spliced from 5 exons.